Messenger RNA from Chiloscyllium plagiosum (whitespotted bambooshark), 1498 nucleotides. Lineage: Eukaryota; Metazoa; Chordata; Chondrichthyes; Orectolobiformes; Hemiscylliidae. The record is from RefSeq and is a predicted model, not a curated record.
CUGUUGACUCUCUGCUCUGAUUGAAUCGCAGGCCAGAAUAAAGAAAAUAAUGCAGACCGAUGAGGAGAUCGGAAAGGUUGCUGCUGCUGUUCCAGUGAUAAUCUCCCGAGCCCUGGAGCUGUUCCUGGAUUCUUUACUGACCAAGGCCUGCCAUGUGACCCAGUCGCGAAACGCCAAGACCAUGACCACGUCUCACCUGAAGCAGUGCAUUGAGUUGGAGCAGCAGUUUGAUUUCUUGAAGGAUCUGGUAGCCUCUGUGCCAGACAUGCAGGGCGAUAAUGAGGACAACCACAUGGAAGGUGACAAGACCCCGCGGAGGGGGAGGAAGCCCGGAUCCGGACGGAGGAACACAAAUGGAGGAGCGGGGCCGGGGCCUAAAGCCAAGGACAGGAAGCAGUCCAGCACGGAAUCAGAGCAGGAGGAAGAGUCGGAGGACAGCGAGACGGACGAAGAGGAGGCAUCCCGGUCCAGCGCAGAUAAGCCCGGAUGCCAGGUCCAGAGCCCCCGGUCAGUCUUCAGCAGUCCGCUGCCAGCCUUGCCCGUGCCGACCUGCUCGCCGGCGCUGGGCAACCUGCCGAUGCCCGCGGCCACCCCGAUGUGUCAAGAUGGCGGAGAGGAUGAUGACUAUGACUCCUAGCUUCGCGUCUCGCUACCGGCUGGUGGUAGAAGAGGAUAAAAAUGGGGGUUUUAUUCAGUUUGUGGGCGCGUGUGUUUAUGUAUAUGUGUGUGUGUGUGUGUGUGUGCGCGUGCAUGUGUGCGUGUGCUGUUUACUUUCAAGAUUUAUUUUUUCAUAUCCGGGGGCAGAGUAUCGUGAGGGGGGUGGGUGGGAAUGGGGAUGGUGGGUUGGCUUUGAUUGGGGGGGGGGGGUUACAGUCAUCCAGGAGUUUCGUUUUUUUUCCCCCUUUUCUCUCGCCUCGUUUUAUUUACUGCGCCCAGGUCGCAGCUCUUAAACCGUUUUAUCCCCCUCGCUUUGUCUCUCGUGUGCAUGGAGUAUCUGCCCCACCACCUCGCCCUCGCUCCCCCUCCCCAAAAUAAAAACCUCCCAGUCCUCUGCGGUCCCGACCUUCAAAUUUAAAAAGAAAUUGCAUGAGCAGAAGGAAAGAUAGAAAGAGCUGGAAGAGUGUUUUGGCAUUAUUUUUACGGUUUAAUUUUAGUAAAACGCGAAAUAAAAAGUUGGGAGAAAGAAAAGACUUUUUUUUUAAAAAAGAGAGGGACGAUCCAUGCUCUCACCUGACCAGAAUUUUUGGGUUUCUCACCAACAGAGGUAACCUCACUUGCGCGGGGUGGGUUGUGUUGUUGAAAUCUGUGCGAAUCCUAAUCUGUGGCUGUUCCACCUGUCUGUUCCUUGGUUUGUCGUGGCUCCCCUCUGCUCUUGCAGUCAGUGAGAUGCGUUAGUGUUUUUUUUUGAGAGGGAGGUGGGGUGUGCGGGCGAAUGUUCGCGGGGUGGUGGUGGCUGAAAUUGUCCAUCUGGCUCUAAAUAAAGGCAUUUUUAAGGGGA